Acanthoscelides obtectus is the source of this 315-nucleotide messenger RNA. Lineage: Eukaryota; Metazoa; Arthropoda; Insecta; Coleoptera; Chrysomelidae. The record is from the annotation of a GenBank genome assembly.
AUGGACAGCGAAAUUCCACGGCCAUCUAGACCGAAGAUAAAGUUGGAGGAUCCUAAAAGAGGGAAAUUGUUUAGUGAUUCGGAGUUAGAGGCAUUAGCAUACUUAUCAGAAAGUGACGAGAAACCUUUUGUAGACAGUGGCAGCGAGUAUGAGCCUGAUUAUACGAGUUCAAGCGAACAAGAGGAGAUUUGGGAGCAUGCUAUGAUCCCUGAAACCUCCGAAGAAGGUGAUCGCUCUGAGGUUCCAAUGUGGGCCGAUAACCCAGGACUUUCCAUUUUCCGGCAACCCUGGACUAAAAGAAAACUUAGCAUCUGA